GCUCAGUGGUGCUUGUCUUACCCUCCUCUCUCUCUCACUCACGCUUUCCUUCUUUCACCAUCUCUUGCUCUUGCUCUUGCUCUUGCUCUUAUUCUCUCACUCAGCUCCAAACAUGGUUGACGUUUUUGUUGGCACAUGGAACUUAAAGGAGAGCAAGAAUUUCGAUGACUACAUGAAAGCCCUCGGUGUUGGCUUUGCCACGCGUCAGGUUGGCAGUAUGACCAAACCUACAACCAUCAUCUCCAAGGAGGGAGAUGUCAUCACACUUAAGACUGUCAGCACUUUCAAAAGCACAGAAAUCAACUUCAAACUGGGAGAGGAGUUCGACGAGACCACUGCAGAUGACCGUAAAGUCAAGUCCUUGAUAACUUUAGAUGGAGACAAACUGGUUCAUGUUCAGAAAUGGGACGGUAAAGAGACGACCCUGGUCCGAGAAGUCAGUGACAACAGCCUCACUCUGACAUUGACACUUGGCGAUGUUGUCUCCACACGGCACUAUAUCAAGGCGGAAUAAAGGGAAAACUCAAUCGCAGCCCGUCCUCAUCAAUGGUUAUGUACAUUUCCGAAGUGUUUUCUGUGGUGUUCAUCCUCUUCAUUUGCACCGGUCCUCAAACACUGAAUAAAAUUCCAACUUCAUACCUCCAGCUAUCUGUAUGUGAUAUCACAUUCUGGGUGUGUGAUAUGCUUCAGCAGUCAGUGUUACGUCAUAUGCCUUUGGAUUACAAUAAAUAUGACAUUUGCUCCAAA
This is a messenger RNA of Megalobrama amblycephala (Wuchang bream), 747 nucleotides long. RefSeq names its product fatty acid binding protein 3, muscle and heart (gene fabp3). The record is from RefSeq and is a predicted model, not a curated record. Bases 113 to 514 code for a protein of 133 amino acids. Gene Ontology annotation, cellular component: nucleus; cytosol. The transcript is spliced from 4 exons. Gene Ontology annotation, biological process: fatty acid transport. Gene Ontology annotation, molecular function: fatty acid binding. Lineage: Eukaryota; Metazoa; Chordata; Actinopteri; Cypriniformes; Xenocyprididae.